This is a messenger RNA of Cylindrotheca closterium, 3117 nucleotides long. The record is from the annotation of a GenBank genome assembly. NCBI's taxonomy places the organism in Eukaryota, Bacillariophyta, Bacillariophyceae, Bacillariales, Bacillariaceae.
AUGUCCAAUGCUGGAGAACAAGACAAGGCAGGCAACUUACUGAACUUGUUCAGUAAUCCUCUUACUGCUGUUGAGAAAUUGGACAAUGACGGAAAUGAGGAAGGAGAAACUCCGACAGCAGAUCCCAAUCUUGGAUCCGACAAUUAUCUCAUGAAUCUCUUCGCUCCAGUGGCACGAUCUUCUCCUGAGCGACAAUCCAACCAAGAGAGCACUCCAUUAAUGUCAGAAUCUUCAUCUGUUCCAGCAUAUUCGCUGGAUUCUCUGGCAUCCAGUUGGAAGGACAGUUUCCAGCAGUCGACUGAUGUCGGUCCUCCUUUGACGUCCACUAGAAGAUUGUCGGCAACUGGCCCUCUGCCAUCCAUUCAAGAAUCAGUUGGUUCCGGAAGCAACAAGCAGCAGGGCAAGCUGUCCUGCAAGACUCUAUCUGCAUUCGCCAAAGAGGCAACCAAGGGAACCACAUUGAUUGGUAGUUUCAUGUACUUGCUCUAUCACAUUGUCUUUUGUCUGGCAAUAGGAGCGGCAAUCAAUCGACCCAACAGUCCCACUUCCAUUUUGGGAUUGAUGACCAAGAUGGCGGCCUUGGGACCCAUUUCAUCUUCCUUUGUUUAUUGGGUGACGCUUGGCUCGGAGGUUCCAGCGUUGUAUCCCACAGUGGAUCUAUUCUUGGCUCCCUUUCUGGCGAAUUUGGCAAAGAUCGUCGACCAGACGCUGGCGGAUGAUCCUGCUGUUACAGAAGUCGAUAAUGAUUCUACCUUUCUAGCCACGUUUGCAAUCCUAUCGGCAAUUGGCACCUGCUUCUCCGGACUGCUCUUGCUUUUGUCCAGUGUCUUUCGACUAGCCAACCUGGGUUCCUUCUUGCCAUUUCCUGUCAUUUGCGGAUUUUUUGCUGCAGUUGGUAUUUUGACAUGGACCCUGGCAAUUGCAGUGGAUACGGGUGGGACAUCGAUUGGUACCAUUUUGUCGAGCGGAGACAUGGAAUUGGUCUCGUUUGCUGUGAUCCAUCACGUCCCAGGAGUGAUGAUUGCAGCAGUGAUGAAGUAUUUGGGACCAAAGAAUCCUUUCUUUGUUGUUAUGAUUGUGGUUUCAUCGGUUGCUCUCUUCUAUACCACUAUGUUUAUCAUGGGGGUUUCAUUGGACGAGGCUAGGGAGAACGGAUGGUUUUGGUCACACGACGAGUUGGUGUACCAUGCUGCAGUUCCGAUUGGAUUCUAUGCUUGGGCUAGUCCUGCCCCCUUUGGUUCGAUAAAUACGUUGUUUCAAGGAAAGGUCCACUGGGGAGCUAUUCGAAACGGUUUGUCUACUACUAUGGCAAUGGCGUUCCUCUAUGUUAUCCGGUGCUCUGUUCAUGGAACGGCUUUGAAAAAGAAUAUCCGCAACUUGACUCGGAAAGACAAGUCGAACGAGCAAAAGGGUCGAUCGAACAAACCAAUGCAAAGCCCCAAACUUAUGAGACCAAAGCCAAUUAAAUCACGAAAAUUCUCCGAGGCAGUGGAUAUUGAAACUGUCAUGAACGCUCCCAGUGAAACUCAAGAAGAACCACAGAAAAUGAUCUCUGCAAAACCGACAAACAUCCCUCUCGGUUAUAUUCUCUUGCCAUAUGGGUACAAUCAAUUUGUAUCAGCACUCGUUGGAGGAUUCCCUAUUACACCGUCAGUUGCUGCAAGCUCUACCAUGUACUCGUUAGGUGCAGAGGGCCUCGCACCGCAAAUUGGAUCCGUUCUAUUGCUUGUCAUUUUCUACUUAACAGACUUUCAAUUGGUUGGGUACAUUCCGAAGCCUGCAUUUUCUUCCAUGCUGAUUCUUGCAUUUAUCGACAUGAUCUACACGUGGUUCUAUAAAUCCUAUUUCAAAACGAAGGACAAACUCGAGUGGCUUGUUGUCCCAAUCAUUGUGGUCGCGGCGUUUGUCCUGGAUCUGCUCUCGGCAGUCUUCCUUGGAAUUGCGAUUUCCACUUUCCUUUUUGUCGCUUCCUUCUUCCGAAGUGGCGUUGUGAAAUAUGUCGCGAACGGAAUGACGAUUCAUUCCACUAUCGAAAGACCUUUCAACAGUUCCGAGUGGCUGAAUCACAAUGGAGACUUGAUCCAAGUAUUGGUGUUGCAAAACUACCUGUUCUUUGGCAAUGCAACCUCCGUAUACAAUUACACUGAAAGACUCUUUCAAUCCGACAAUGAAGAAGUUCGGCACCCUCAUUUCAUGAUCUUGGACAUGACACUGGUGACUGGGAUGGAUACUAGUACAGUCGACAUAUUCAAUGACAUCAAAAACCUCUGUGCCAGUAACAAUUGCAAGCUUUUCAUGGCGGGUAUACCUUCGGACAUUCGCACAAUUUUUCUUUUGGGUGGUUUCAAGGCAGACAGCACUGGAGAGAGGUCAAAGCGACAACUGCGGUUCUUUGCAAGUUUGGAUUCAGCACUCGGAAAAGCAGAAGACAUUCUGCUGGAUAGAAAGUUUGACCAAAAAGAGAACUCUGGUGCCUACGGGCAUCGCCGAAUGGUGAGCGAGGGUGACAAUGGUUUGCGUUCUGCACUCCGACAAAUCGACGAGCAGCACAAGGAAGGCUUUGCAGUUGAUCUUCUACCAUUGCAACGGUUCACCCGUGUCAUCGAAAUAAAAUCAGGUGACAGCUUGUAUGGUUUCAUUGAUGAUAUCGAAAGGGGUUUGUUCUUUAUCGAAAGCGGUGUAAUGAAGGUGGAGCACUCGACUACUGCUACUAUGAAUAGGGGAACCCUUCGUGGUUCCACUGGUAGUAUUGGAGCGCUUGGCCCUAGUAUUGGACCAUCAUCUGCGCUGGAUUCUGACAAGAAUCCCCAAACCUUUCGAUUAGCUCGGAUAGGUCCUGGAUGGGUGGCUGGCACCUUGGAAUAUGUUUCUGGCAUUCGCCUUGGCGGGGAUCAUGUUGCAAUUACCGACUGCCGUCUACAUCAUUUGCCCUACAGCCAAUUGCAAGAAAUCGAAAAAUCGAACCCAUCCCUUGUGCUUUCCUUGUACAAACUUCUCAGUUUUCUGAUGGCAAGACGUCAAGAAGCUACCAUCGGUCAACUUGCUACGCUCCACUCCAUCAUGACUUCACCAGCCAAAUCGCAUUCUUUGAGAAGAAGAAUACCAGUGCAACACUAA